Fundulus heteroclitus (mummichog) is the source of this 3377-nucleotide messenger RNA. Its product is annotated as glutamine-rich protein 1. The transcript has 12 exons. Lineage: Eukaryota; Metazoa; Chordata; Actinopteri; Cyprinodontiformes; Fundulidae. Bases 257 to 2512 code for a protein of 751 amino acids. The record is from RefSeq and is a predicted model, not a curated record.
AAAUCGGUACCCGAUUGGUUUGAGGACGCUGUUGUAAGAUGGCGCCCAGCGGAAUAUGAGAGUAGUGAAAAAAAAAAAGAAAAGAAAAGAAAUUGAACAGCAAGCGGAAAAAAAAGCGAAGCAUUAAGUAGCUGCUGAAAACACGAAUAGCAUUUGGUUUCCUUGCGUGUUGGAAGAGGAGCGUUGUGAACGACUUGAACCUGAACUUGUAAACACAGAGGUUUCUACCUCGCCUAAGUGAUCACAGUGUGCAGCGAUGAACAAUUCCAUGGAUGGCACCAGCUCCUAUGAGGAGCUAGUGAGACAGAAAGCUCGGAGCAUCCCUCAACAUCGCAUGAAGGAGUUCCUGGAGUCCUUGGCCAGCAAAGGUCCGGAUGCUCUGCAAGAGUUCAGCCAGCAAAGUGGAGACACUACAACCACCACUACGACCAUGGUUUACCAACAAGAUGCCAAUUGCAUCUAUACAGACAGUACAGAAGUGGCCGGGUCGCUGUUGGAGCUGGCAUGCCCGGUUCAGGUGCAGGUCCAACAACAGCAGCAGCAACAGAUACAGGAGUCUACAUCUCAGCAGCACUCUGUGCAACAGAAUGCAGAACAACAGAUUGUGCAGGUGCAGAUUCAAGGCCAGCAGCAGGGCCAGCUGCUUGGUCAGGUUCUCCAGGUUCCUGCCGGCUCCCAUCAGCAGCUGCAGGGCAUAACCACAGCACAGCUGAUUCAACCUGGGGACCUGACAGAGGAACAGCAGCAACAGCUGCAAGCCCAGCUGGUGGCAGCAGUGGCGGGCGGACAGCAGAUCCAGAUCCAGACUGUCGGGGCCCUCUCACCCACCCAGCAGCAGGACGGUACAGACAGAAGGGUGAUGGGAACCACAGUUGCCACGUCCCAAGCAGCAGGGGUCCUGCAGCCAGCCAAAAAGCGUAAGGUGGACAUGCCCAUUACUGUGUCAUAUGCCCUGCCUGGUCAGCAGGUAGCCACGGUCUUGGCUAUCCCCCAGGGUCAGGGCCAGCAGCAAAGUUAUGUGUCCCUGCGGCCCGACCUGUUAACUGUAGACAGUUCCCACCUUUACAGUGCUACUGGUACUAUCACCAGUCCCACAGGUGAGACCUGGACCAUUCCCGUGUACUCUGCUCCCGCUGGAUCCGGAGGCCGUGAGCAGGUCACACAUAUUGCCAUCCCCCAGGAGGCUUAUGGGACAGUGCAGGUGGCAGGGACAAACACUACGACAAUGACCACAAUGCCAACGCAGGUCACCGUUGAGAGUGACAAGCUGAAAAGCCCGUCUAGCCAAAGUCAGACCGUGCAGGCGGUGUCCAGCAUAACGAGCUCCGCGGGCAUGGGCAACCAGGAAGAAGUGGUGCACACGCUGGCCGCCAACACGCUUUUCCCCGCCCAGCUGAUGAACGGCAACAUCCACAUUCCCGUGGCCGUACAGAGCUACUCCAACGCCACGCAGUCCAUUAUCUGGGACCCGCAGCAGCAGGUGCUGCACACACAGGGGCUGCCGGGGCAGGAUGGACAGCAGCUGCAGGGUCAGACUGUGGUGGCAGAGGUAGACGGCCAAGGCCAGCAGCAAGUCCAAGUGCAGGAGCUGCUGCUGCCCAUCACGCUGAAGCCAGAGGAGGGGCUGGACGUGUGGCGCCUCUGGGCUCAGGGCAAAAACGCAGAGCUGGACAAAUCUGAUCAGAACAAACUUGCUCCGAUCGGACGACGGCAGGCACUUCGUUUCCAAGAGGACUUGGUGUCGUGCGCGGUUGCUGAGCUCUGCAUGGGCCUGUCCUUGAUGACCACCGAGGCUCGGGGGCUAGAAGGAGAAUCAUAUGAGGGGGAUGUACUUUAUUAUAUAUUUCUCUGUAUACAAAAAUAUCUGUUUGAUAACGGUCGAGUCGACGACAUUUUCUCAGAUCAGUACUACACUCGGUUCGUGCAAAGUCUUCAUCAAAUCUUGGACCCUUGGAGGCCGUCUGUUCAUCCGUUAGGAUAUGUUAUUCCCAGUCACGUAACAGAGGAGAUGCUGUGGGAGUGUAAACAGCUGGGAGCUCAUUCUCCAUCAACAUUGCUCACAACUCUCAUGUUCUUCAACACAAAGUAUUUCCAUCUAAAAACUGUGGAGCAACAUCUAAAACUGGCCUUCUCGAAGGUUUUGAGACACACCAGGAAGAGUCCCAACAAUCCCAAAGACAAGAGCACCAGCAUACGGUACCUAAAGUCAGCAGAGAGGUUCAUAGGACAGAAAGUGACGGAUGACAUGUACUCUGAACAACUGGAGGACCCAGAGAACCCGCUGCGCUGCCCUAUCAAGCUCUAUGAUUUCUACCUCUUCAAAUGCCCCCAGAGCGCUAAAGGUCGCAACGACACCUACUACCUGACCCCUGAGCCGGUGGUGGCUCCGAACAGCCCCAUUUGGUACUCGACGCAACCCAUCCCCCGGGAGCACCUGGAGCAGAUGCUCGCCCGCAUCCUCGUCGUCCGUGAAAUCCAGGAAGCCCUUAACAUGUCGGAGAGCGUGCACUAGUUGGACCUGUACAGAAGGAAAAACAGAAGGGACCCCUCCUGUUUUCAUCACCCAGCCUUUGAUAGCUCAUUAUGAGUAGUUUGCUCUUCUCACCUCCCGCCCCAUUGUUUUGGGGCGGCAUGUAUCUGUUUAUACUGUGUGCCGGCCUAGCUUGGACACAAACUGUACAUAAACUCAAAAUCAACAGAGGACGGUGCGUCUCAACGAGGCAGUUGCCUUUUUUUUUUUUUUGUUUGUUUUGGCCAAAGGAUAUAGUCUAUUUUUAUUUUUUAUUUUUUUAUUUUUUUUUUGUGGACCUAAACUUUAAUUUAAAAGUUAUUUUUAACAGUUUGUUCACCUCACCGAUGGAGUCUGGUACAAACGUUAAUUUUCGUACCUGUUUUAAUCUGUAAUAUAUUGUCACCAUUGUUGGCCUACACUAUGCUGCUUUUCCUUUUUUUAUUUGUUUUGUCUGCUUUGGUCGCUGUCUCACAGUAAAUACCUCUGUGGUGUCAGAACUGUAUUAGGAAGAUGAAGCUAGGUAUAAAAAAAAAAAAAAGAGUACUUUUAAGUUAUGUAAUUUUUCUUUUCUGAUUAGUACUUUUGUUUGGGUCCAGCUAACAGCUCAUUUGGAGAAGCUGAGCUUUUGAGAUUACCUGCUUAAGGGCGCCCUCUGCUGGAGCUCGUCGGUAUUGGACCACGUUAGGACAUGAAUCCUCUCCAUGGAUUUGAUUGCAACAUGCUGGCACUUUCCGCAGGUGGAAGGCGUGGCACAGGGACGGCCCUGGACGCUGACCUCUGCUGGAUUCUUUCUCUCUCGAGGACAUCAACACAAAAGACUAAAGAGGGAUCAAAUGUAUCAUGUCGACUGCCCCUCCAUGAAAGA